GGACUUUAUAAAUGCAUGGUGUUCUUGAUCUCUGAGGUUCAAACCUGCCUUUUGCGAGAUCAUCGAUGAUGCAAACUGGUCUAUUUAAGAGACGGUCAUCAGCUUAAGUUUGCAUAUCAUUAUUUUCCAUCCUAUCGAUUAACAUCCUUCAACAAUUCCAUUAUGACACCAAAUAACAUGAGAGCCUUGCGACUCGUAGAGUACAACGCCCCCUACAAGUUAGAGGAAAUCCCUGUCCCUACCCUCGGCAAGCAUGACUUGCUCGUGAAGGUUGGAGCGGCGGGAUUCUGUCACACUGAUUACCAAGUGUAUGAAGGAGUGUACAAAUCGCCUAUUCCUAUGACUCCAUCCCACGAGCCUGUGGGCACUAUUGUCGCCGUGGGUGAAAAUGCCACGGGAAAUUGGAAAUCUGGUCAACGAGUUGGCGUCUUAACAUUCCGGCAUGCGUGUCACUCAUGCGUUGGCUGUGAGGUAUCUCGUGAUCCCUUGAGACCCCUCGAGCCAGAUACUCGCUUUUGCGAGGAGAAGAACAUGGCCGGUAUCAAUGCUGACGGUGGCUUUGCUGAAUACAUCAUUGCCGACUCCGCCACCUCCGUACUUUUGCCAGAUGGACUGCCCUUUGAACAAGCGGCACCUCUAAUGUGUGCCGGUGCUACCGUGUGGACAGGCCUUGAGGCCGCAGGUUUGAAGGCAGGGCAAUCAGUUGGAGUAAUUGGAAUUGGUGGGCUGGGCAGCUUGGCUCUGCAGUUUGCGGCUGGAUUGGGCCUUCGAGUUGUUGCCAUUGACAACCGAUCUGAAGGCCUUGAUCUGGCUCGAGAAGUUCCUGAGCAUUUGAGACCAGCCCAAAUUAUUGACUACAAUGAUCCUGAGGCGACGAAGAAGAUUGUCGCGUUUGCCGGAGGUGGCGGCCUCGCCGGUGUGGUGAUCUGUACCGAUAACGUCGAGGCGACUGAAUGGAGUCUGAAGCUACUCCGGCCGCAUGGUGUCUGUGUUCCGCUGGGCCUUCCUGAAAGCGGGUUCAGAUUCUCCGCAUUUGACAUCAUGUUCAAGGAAUUAGUGGUGAAAGGAAGUCUUGUCGCAAACCAACGGCUAGUUUCUGAUAUGAUGAAUUUUGUCGCCAAAAAUGGGGUACGGUCCCAUGUGCAGACUAUUCAGCUCGAAGAAGGUACGAACCUUCCGGGUCGCUACAUGAAUCCGCAAUUGAAAGGCAGGCUUGUUGUGACUAUGUAA
Messenger RNA from Penicillium canescens, 1230 nucleotides. Its product is annotated as GroES-like protein. The record is from RefSeq and is a predicted model, not a curated record. Gene Ontology annotation, molecular function: oxidoreductase activity. The coding region runs from base 163 to 1230 and encodes 355 amino acids. NCBI's taxonomy places the organism in Eukaryota, Fungi, Ascomycota, Eurotiomycetes, Eurotiales, Aspergillaceae. The transcript is spliced from 3 exons.